This is a messenger RNA of Suillus clintonianus, 543 nucleotides long. RefSeq lists its product as uncharacterized. The coding region runs from base 1 to 543 and encodes 180 amino acids. The transcript has 4 exons. The record is from RefSeq and is a predicted model, not a curated record. NCBI's taxonomy places the organism in Eukaryota, Fungi, Basidiomycota, Agaricomycetes, Boletales, Suillaceae.
AUGCCUCAAUCCUCUACUCCUGUCAUUCCUUUUUACGAGUCUGAAGGUCCUCCCCAGGCCCUUCCAUUAUUAACAUAUCACACGGAAAUGUUUUGUCCUGCGUUAUCGUUCGUCUUGAUAUCUUCACAAGAAGAGAUGGCAUUCUCUACUCUUCUGCUCAGGCGACACACUCUUACUCCUUCCCGCGUCUUCAUGACCAUGUCUCGUGGAACCACACCAUCCCUCCUCGCGCGCCUACCCCCAAACGAGGCGUCAACAUAUUCUUCCUUGUCCUCCAUAGAUUCCAAGGACUCUAAAAUCCCCAAACCGGAUGGUGAGGUGGGGCGUCCUGGCCGUGGUGGGUACAACUUGGAAAUGGCGCUCAAUUGGGAUGAUGAACACUUCAAGAAUCUCAAGGCGUGCGUUCACCGAUAUAUCAAGAAACACUGCGACGUUAGCAAGAGCAAGAAGCAUGAAACUCCAGCUGCGUUGCAAGAAGUUCAUAGUGAGGCCGUUUUCCGGAACUGGCUGACUAUCAAGGGUGUUGGCCAGUUGGAGAUAUAA